AAAAUAAUCCCUUUCCUGAAAUGACUGAAGAAAAUAAGUAUGAUGGUCUAUUUAUGACAAUUAUGUAGUAAACAAAAGAUAUUAAUGUAUUCUUUGAUGCUGCAUUCGGAUUUUUGAGGUAAAUUCAAUUUUGUAUUUUCAAAGACGACACACUGACUUUUUCUUAGAUGAAAAAUCAGCAGAAAAAGUUAUCACAACAUCCUGUGCUAAAAACUUCUAAAUCUUUUAAUCAGAAAAAGUUGACAAGGACAAGAAGGAAGAAUAAAGAAAAUAAAGAGAAGAAUAAAGAAAAAGAGAAAAAGAGGCUGCUGAAAAAGCUAAGAAAGAAGCAGAAAGGAUAUAAUAAGAAUAAUUGCUAUAAUAAUAACAAGAAAAAUUGGCUUAACAAAAAUAAUAAUAAUAGCAAUAACAAUAACAAUAGCAAUAAUAAGAGUAAUUAGAUCCAUCAGUUCCAUUGUACUAACCAGUUUUGAAAGUGCCUGAAUAGAAGCCAUAAGAACCCGAAAAGAAAGAGGUAGAAGGUGAAGCAAAAGAUGGAGAGAAGAAGGAUGACAACGAAAAACCACCUGUAGGUAAUGGAGGAAGAACAGAGAGAUACAUUUGGACCCAAACCCUUGAAGAGGUUUAGGUCUAUAUUCCUAUUCCCUCAACCGUUACAAGCAAAUAAUUAACAGUGAAAAUUGAAGCCUCCUCAUUAUUAGUUGGACUAAAGGGUAUUGAUAUUAAUCAAUUUUACUUUUAGGUUAACCUCCUAUUAUCAAUGGAUAAUUGUUUGAAAAGAUUCAAUCUGAUGAAUCAACUUGGCUAUUAACAGACGGUGAAAUUUAGGAUUACAAAGGAAAGUAUAUUCACAUUUCAAUUGCAAAAUACUCUGGCUAAAUGAAUUGGUGGGCAUGUGUUAUCAAAGGUAAAUUUCAAAAAUUAACAUUAAGGUGAUCUUCAAAUCAAUACUCAGAAAAUUAGUCCAGAGCCAUCCUAAUUAUCUGAUUUGGAUGGAGACACUAGAGGAACUGUUGAAAAGAUGAUGUUUGAUAUGAGACAAAAACAAAUGGGUAAACCUACAAGCGAUGAGCUGUAAAAGUAGAAUAAGUUAUCUGACUUUAUGAAAGCUCACCCAGAAAUGGAUUUUUCAAAGUGCAAGUUCAAUUGAGAUAUUAAUAACCAGAUCAAUAUUAAAUUAUGAAUCUCUAAGAAGGC
Molecule: messenger RNA, 1197 nt
Organism: Paramecium octaurelia
Lineage: Eukaryota; Ciliophora; Oligohymenophorea; Peniculida; Parameciidae
Source: the annotation of a GenBank genome assembly